AUGUUCUCCAGACGGGCCGUUCAGGCCCUCCGCAGCAAUGCCUUCGCCGCCGCUCAGAACCCGUCCCUGGCCGCGCGUACAUACGCGACGACUGUGCAAUCAGACAUCUUCAAGCCAACCAAGUUCGGCGGCAAGUACACUGUCACGCUGAUCCCAGGUGACGGUAUCGGUGCGGAAGUCUCAGAAUCGGUCAAGACCAUCUUCAAGGCCGACAAUGUGCCCGUCGAGUGGGAGCAGGUCGAUGUGUCUGGUAUGGAGGCUGGCGGCAAACACUCUGAGGAACUCUUCCGUGAGUCCAUCGCCUCGCUCAAGCGCAACAAGCUCGGUUUGAAGGGUAUCCUCCACACUCCCGUAACCCGAUCUGGACACCAAUCUUUCAACGUCGCCCUGCGUCAAGAACUCGACAUCUACGCCUCCAUCGUCCUGAUCAAGAACAUUCCUGGCUACGAGACCCGACACAAGAACGUCGACCUGUGCAUCAUCCGUGAGAACACCGAGGGUGAGUACUCCGGCCUGGAGCAUCAAUCCGUUAGCGGCGUCGUCGAAUCGCUCAAGAUCAUCACCCGCGCCAAGUCGGAGCGCAUCGCCAAGUUUGCUUUCUCCUUCGCCCUCGCCAACAACCGCCGCAAGGUCACCUGCAUUCACAAGGCCAACAUCAUGAAGCUGGCCGAUGGUCUGUUCAGAAACACUGUACGAAAGGUCGGCGAGGAAUACCCAACAAUCGAGACCAACGACAUGAUCGUCGACAACGCAUCCAUGCAGUGUGUCAGCCGACCUCAACAAUUCGACGUUAUGGUCAUGCCUAACCUGUACGGUGGCAUUCUCUCCAACAUUGGCGCUGGUCUCGUCGGUGGUCCUGGUAUUGUUCCCGGUUGCAACAUGGGUCGUGAGGUCGCCGUUUUCGAGCCAGGAUGCCGACACGUUGGUCUUGAUAUCCAGGGCAAGGACCAGGCCAACCCAACUGCUUUGAUCCUGUCUGGAAGUAUGAUGCUGAGACAUCUUGGACUGGACGAGCACGCCAACCGUAUCAGCAAGGCCGUUUACGAUGUCAUUGCCGAAGGCAAGACGCGGACACGCGACAUGGGCGGUUCAUCCACGACACAUGAAUUCACGAGGGCCAUUCUUGACCAGAUGGAGCGAUCAGGAUAG
This is a messenger RNA of Zasmidium cellare ATCC 36951, 1149 nucleotides long. RefSeq lists its product as uncharacterized. The transcript is spliced from 4 exons. NCBI's taxonomy places the organism in Eukaryota, Fungi, Ascomycota, Dothideomycetes, Mycosphaerellales, Mycosphaerellaceae. The coding region runs from base 1 to 1149 and encodes 382 amino acids. Gene Ontology annotation, biological process: tricarboxylic acid cycle; isocitrate metabolic process. Gene Ontology annotation, cellular component: mitochondrion. The record is from RefSeq and is a predicted model, not a curated record. Gene Ontology annotation, molecular function: magnesium ion binding; NAD binding; isocitrate dehydrogenase (NAD+) activity.